ACAAAUAAUCUCUAUCAUCAUCGUCAUCUACUUUCUCUCUCUAGAAAAAAAAGCAAACAUCUUCUACAAUUACAAAACAUCUUCCCCUUUGUUUGGUUUUGUGCUGCUGACGUAAUCUAAUCAACUCAUCUUUGAAUAUUAAACUUGAAGAAUCUUAUCAUUAUCAAAGUCUGCUUUUACUCAAGUGGGGGAAAGCUUUCAUGGGUGAUGGUCCCAGAGGAAUAAAAGUUUUCCAAGAUCAUUUCCAAGCUUCGACUUCUGGUGCAGAGACUCCUCAAACAGGAGCAUCAAAUUUGCAUACUAAAAUUGAAUUUGAGCGUCACUCAAGCAGCCAUUUGUGGACUACCAGAAGAUUAAGAAGCGUUACAUUCAUGUUGAACUUAUUUAAUCUGAAAAGGCUACCUUGGGGAACAGACACUAAUGGGAAACAAAAGCUUGUAUUAUCUGCUACAGAAGUAGAAUCACUUCGGUCUGAACUUGCUGAUUUGGAGGAACGUGAAGCUCAAUUGAAAGCUCAGUUGGAACAUAUUGAUGAAACUCUACGUGCUGCACGUCUUUCGGGCUAUUUACAGAUGCGAACUAGAUGGACAGCGUUACCUGGAGAACCAGCUCCGCUUGACGAUACAGAAGUUGAUGACUGGCUUCCACGCUUUGUUGUUCUCCAAGGACCAUGCAUAUUUUUGUAUUUUAAGUCAACGGAUAUAAGUCCGCAAGACUCCACCCUUUUGUCUGAUGUUGUUGAAGUAGGGCGUAUGCCAUGUGUUAUUCAAGAAGAGGGGGAAAAUCGACAUUACUUUUACAUAGUAACUCGCCAAGGAUUGAGAUAUGAAUGCUCAAGUGCUUCAAAAUUGCAGGUGGAUGCUUGGGUGACGACGUUGCAAGAAGUCUGCAAACUGAGAUCAGAUUCACCCACUACCCCCGAUCGUUCACCUGAUACAUGACAUUGCUUCGUGGUUUAGUAAGGUUAUGUUGUACAUGGUUCCUAGUUGUUGGAUUGGGCUAAUGGGCCAUUGACAGUGGCGCAUCAUGCCUAGUUAUUUGUACAUAGACAGUGCACUCUUUUUCACUCUUAUGAGCUUUUUUCUUGCAAAAUCUUUCAUUUUUGCUUCUGGAAGUAACAAAAACUGAACGGAUUAUAGUGAAUUUCCAAGGCCAGUUAGAGGUAAA
Molecule: messenger RNA, 1167 nt
Organism: Erigeron canadensis
Lineage: Eukaryota; Viridiplantae; Streptophyta; Magnoliopsida; Asterales; Asteraceae
Exons: 8
Coding region: 201-941 (246 amino acids)
Source: RefSeq, a predicted model, not a curated record